AGUACUGAUAUUAAAGGUGUGUGCCACUGUGCCAUCUUUAUGCUAACCGCAAUGGCCUUAUUCUCACACUGAAUAAGUCACAUGUUUGCCAUGCAUGGGUACUAUCCAUCACUUAGAUCAUUCACUGUGAGCCAGAAACAUGUCACUGAAGAAAGAGGGUCUAUUGUGUAGAGAAUUUUAGGUCCGUAUAAAUGCCAUGAAGGAAAAAAAGAGGGAAGAAGACAUCCUAGAAAAUAAUGAAGCUCAGGUUUUUCAGGAGGAAGAACAUCCAGGGCAGAGAUCCCGAGGCACAGAGGAACUUCUUUGUUGAAUAACUCAAGUGACCCGGGCAAGGUGGCCGCAGUUCCUGAGCAGCAUUUGGGGCUUUGGAGUGUUCUCUUCCUGUAGCGCAGAAGUGGUAGAGCCAGGGAGUGAGAAUGGGUUAGAUUUUUAGCAUUUGUUCAAAUGUUAUUGUACAGAGAGCCACCUAGGCCGGAGAUACUGAUUGACCCUAAGUCCUUCUCCAUCAGUGCAGCUAUCCUCAAAGGAACACUGUAGAGGUCUCAGACCUACUGGAGAGACCCACAGCCAGCACUUCACAGAGUUCUGGGGAUCUGUCAGCGAUUUGUGCCUCCGGGUCCCAUGCCUGGUAUUCAGAAGCACAGUUCCACAGUCUGCCAUCAACCCCAAAGGGCAAAUGUUAUUUCUGUUCUAUUUUCCCUGCUUCUAGACACAUUCAGAAAGUGCACUGGGGUUUCUAAAGUGUUUCCUUUUGACCACAAAACAAGGUACCCAGGAGUGCAAGGUACCCAGCAUGCAAAGUGCCCAUCACGGGAUGUGAUGGUGUCUGAAACAAGAUACGUGCACAUUAGGUUCCUGGUUCAGGGUUGUUACAGUGACAGGAUAGUACCUCUGACCUUUGACUUGUCAUCUGCUCUCAACAGAAAAAGAGAAACCAGUAAUAUAUAUUUCAGAGAAUUUGUUGAAGCUUUUCUUGCAACCUGGCUCAGGCCAGGCACUUAAUGCACUCUGGAGAGGUUGGCAAAAAUCAAAACAACAAUAGCAACAAGAAAACAAACAAACAAAAAACAUAUAACGGGCGUGUAGACUGGCUUUUGGUUUUGUUUUUUGUUUUUUCUUUUUGUUUUGCUCUGACAUCAAAUCCAGGACCUCAGCAUGCUCACUCAGCCUGUGCUCUGCUCUUAGCCCUGGGCUGUCAGCAUUGCCAAGUCCCACUGACACCUUCAACACUGGGGCUUGUCCAGUUUGGACUUGUUUGUGAAAAUUACUGGCAAGCCCAUGAGGGAGCAUUCGACUCCUGCACUUUACAGACAGGAAGUGGGCUUUGGAGAAAUGAUGUGGUUUGGAUUAGUCUUGCCCAUAGGAGGAGUCAGAGACGGAUCUGAAAGUGGGUGUAUAUGACUCUUCAGAGACCAUGACAGUAGCCAGGUGAGGUAACCGAUAUAGGCCAUCCCAUCUGAAGCCUAGGGUGGGAGUAGGGAAGUCCCUGGGUGGUUUUUCAAACCUUUGGAUGUCAAGAGUUUAUUCAACUCUUUAUAUGAACAUUUGAUAUGGUUAUUGCUGAAGCUCCAAAUUGAUGAGGCAAUUGGCCCAAACACCAGCACUGAAACCAGUUGGCAAUCCAGGCUUUGUCAUUUGAUGCUGAUUUAGACAAAGCUCUGCCUCCAGGCCCACAGCCUGUGUGCGUGAACUGUCCCAACAUAUACCGAGGAGCUAGAAAUGGUUCCUUCCCACGCAGCUAGCUCCAAUUUUCUUUAAUGGCCGGUAUGUGGGUGGGGCUUCUUCGGCCAAGUGAAAUGUAUGUUAAAGAGACACAUUCUUGCUGGGAUUUUUGGUGUCCAUAUCCGCGUUUCCUAAAACUCCGCCCACAGUGCAUUUGCAUAGCAGUUAGAAAAACCAGUAUUUUCUAUCUGUGCGUGAAUCACACUCCCAGUCCUGAGCCUGCCUGUCUCUUUGUCUGUUUGUCUGUCUGUCUGUGGGUUGUGGCGGGCCAGCUAGCUGGAAGAAUGGACUAGACUACAGUCCAGCUGCACUUGGAAAGGGCAGGACCUGUCACUCAUGGGCCGGACCCUUUUCUGCUCAGAGAACUCUCAGGUCUGGCUGAUGGCAGCAGCUGGCCCUGGACAUGGAGUCUUCAGCCUGCUCUCCACGGGAAAGGCCAAGGAGGGAAACAGGCCUGGGUUAUUUCUGCUGUCGGGGGUCCCACGAUGAAACAAGCAGGAGACAGACAAAAAGCCCCAAGCUAUCCCACAGUCCUCAACCUCCCAAUCUGGGGGAUCCGCUCGAGCAUUUGUCAGAGACAUCUGGUGACUCUUUGGAAGCCAUGUCUGAGGGGGAAGUACCAAGUCCUUUCGCUAGAGGAAGUCGGACUCGAGCGAGCCUUCCCGUGGUGAGGUCGACCAACCAAACGAAAGAAAGAUCCCUGGGUGUUCUCUACCUCCAGUACGGAGAUGAAACCAAACAGCUGCAGAUGCCGAAUGAAAUCACAAGCGCAGACACGAUCCGUGCUCUCUUUGUAAGUGCCUUUCCACAGCAGCUCACCAUGAAAAUGCUGGAGUCGCCUAGUGUUGCCAUCUACAUCAAAGACGAAAGCAGAAAUGUCUAUUAUGAGUUAAAUGAUGUGAGGAAUAUCCAAGACAGAUCCCUUCUCAAAGUAUACAACAAGGAUCCUUCACAUGCCUUUAACCACAUGGCCAAAGCUGUGAACGGAGACAUGAGGAUGCAGAGAGAAAUUAUUUAUGCAAGAGGAGAUGGCCUUGUAGCCCCCAGACCGGGAUCCACGGCUCACCCACCCCAUGCAAUUCCAAACUCGCCACCAUCCACUCCAGUGCCCCAUUCCUUGCCUCCUUCCCCAUCCAGAAUUCCUUACGGGGGCAGCCGACCCAUGGCUAUUCCUGGCAAUGCCACCAUCCCCAGGGACAGAUUGUCUAGCCUGCCAGUCUCCAGAUCCAUCUCCCCAAGCCCGAGCGCCAUUUUGGAAAGAAGAGAUGUCAAGCCCGACGAAGACAUGAGCAGCAAAAACCUAGUUAUGUUCAGAAAUGAGGGUUUCUAUGCCGACCCUUACCUCUAUCACGAGGGACGCAUGAGCAUAGCCUCGUCCCAUGGUGGCCACCCAUUGGAUGUCCCAGAUCAUGUCAUCGCGUAUCACCGCACUGCGAUCCGGUCAGCAAGUGCUUACUGUAACCCUUCCCUGCAAGCAGAAAUGCAUAUGGAGCAGUCGUUAUACAGACAGAAGUCAAGGAAAUACCCCGACAGCCAUUUGCCUACCUUGGGCUCCAAAACGCCCCCAGCCUCUCCGCACCGGGUGGGCGACCUGAGAAUGAUAGACAUGCACCCUCAUCUUAACGCACACGGGCCCCCUCAUACCCUGCAGCCAGACCGGGCCUCACCCAGUCGCCAGUCCUUCAAAAAGGAGCCCGGCACCCUGGUGUAUAUCGAAAAGCCACGGAACACUCCAGGAUUAUCCAGCCUUGUAGACCUGGGGCCUCCUCUAGUUGAGAAACAAGUUUUCGCUUACAGCACUGCUACGAUCCCCAAAGACAGAGAAACCAGAGAGAGGAUGCAAGCCAUGGAGAAGCAGAUUGCCAGUCUCACUGGCCUUGUUCAGUCUGCGCUUUUUAAAGGGCCCAUUACAAGUAGUAGCAAAGAGGCGUCUAGUGAGAAAAUGAUGAAAGCCACAGCCAACAGGAGCCAAACAGAUGGUGCAGGAACGGUCCAUGUUUCUGCUGGGAAGAGUCUGGGCACUUUGGAAUCCCCACUGCCCCCCAGCCAACCCCUGCCUGCCGGCGCGACCUCAUCCAUCCACAUGAGCCUGCUUGACAUGAGGCGGAACGUGGCUGAACUCAGGCUCCAGCUCCAGCAGAUGAGGCAGCUCCAGCUGCAGAACCAGGAGAUUCUGAGGGCGAUGAUGAAGAAGGCUGAGCUGGAAAUCAGUAGCAAAGUCAAGGAGACAAUGAAGAGACUGGAGGAUCCGGUACAGCGGCAGCGCACCCUGGUGGAGCAAGAGAGGCAGAAGUACCUUCAUGAAGAGGAGAGGAUUGGCAAGAAGUUACGUGAGCUGGAGGACUUUGUUGAGGACUUGAAGAAGGACUCUUCAUCCGCUGGCCGAGUGGUGACUCUGAAAGACGUGGAGGAUGGAGCGUUCCUCCUGCGACAAGUGGGAGAAGCUGUGGCCACUCUCAAAGGAGAGUUUCCAACCUUGCAAAAUAAGAUGCGUGCUGUCCUGCGCAUAGAAGUUGAGGCAGUAAGGUUCCUAAAGGAAGAACCACACAAGCUGGACAGCCUCCUGAAGCGAGUGAGGAGCAUGACGGAUGUCCUGACAAUGUUGCGGAGGCAUGUCACUGAUGGGCUCCUGAAAGGCACAGAUGCAGCCCAAGCUGCCCAGUAUGUCGCCAUGGAGAAGGCCACAGCUGCAGAAGUCCUGAAGCAUCAGGAGGAGACAGUCCAUGUGCCCGGGCAGCCCCUCCACAGCAGCCCGGGAGGUCCUGGUGAUGUGAAGUCAGAAGUGGUACCGCUGUCCACCAUGACGGUUCACCAUGUACAGAGCUCCCCUGUGGUCAUGCAGCCCUCUCAACACUCCUCAGCCUUGCUGAACCCAGCCCAGAACUUGCCCGGAGGGACUGGUUCCCAUACAGCCAGCCCCACAGCAGCCACACAGGAGAUAACCUCUGCACCGCAGUCGGCUCCAGCCCCCCAGUCCCCUCAAACCCCGGUGAACGGUUCCUCCAUGCAGAGUUUGUUCAUUGAGGAAAUCCACAGUGUGAGUGCCAAGAACAGGGCAGUGUCCAUUGAGAAAGCAGAAAGGAAAUGGGAAGAAAAAAGGCAAAAUCUGGAACACUAUAACGGGAAAGAGUUUGAGAAGCUGCUGGAAGAAGCUCAGGCCAACAUCAUGAAGUCAAUUCCAAACCUGGAGAUGCCGCCAGCUUCCGGCCCGGUGCCGAAAGCCGAAGCCUCGGUGGAUAAGCUGGAGCUGUCAGAAGAUUCUCCAAAUUCAGAGCAGGAGUUGGACAAGCUAGGGGGAAAGUCACCCCCUCCUCCACCCCCACCCCCUCGGAGAAGCUACCUUCCUGGGUCAGGACUCACCACCACAAGGUCUGGCGAUGUGGUCUACACCGGCAGAAAGGAGAGCAUGUCUAAGGUGAGCAGUGAAGACCCUGGGCCAACCCCACAGGCUAGAGCCACAAAAUGUCCCACAGAGGAGCCAGCCUCAGCCUGGGCCCCAUCCCCACCACCAGUCCCUCCCUCUUCCUCCAAGGAUGAGGAGGAAGAAGAAGAAGGAGACAAAAUCAUGGCAGAACUCCAGGCAUUCCAGAAGUGUUCCUUUAUGGAUGUAAAUCCAAACAGUCAUGCUGAGCAGUCCCGAGCUGACAGCCACCUUAAAGACACUAGGCCAGGCGCCACAGUCCCACCCAAGGAGAAGAAGAAUUUGGAAUUUUUCCAUGAAGAUGUACGAAAAUCUGGUGUUGAAUGUGAAAAUGGCCCCCAAGUGGAAUCUCAAAAGGUUACUGCAGGGGCUCUGAGACCUAGUGGCCCUCCCAAGUGGGAAAGAACAGUGGUGACUAGUGCUCCUGACACAUCACGAACACCUGAAUGUAGAGGUGACACCUUCAUGGAGGACAAUUCCACACCCAAUAAGAAUCUAUUCAGAGAUAGUAGAAAUUAUUCCCAGAAAAAUGUGCCUAAGGUCAAUUAUCAUUCUAUUGGCAUGAAUUCAUUGGAAGGUGAACUCAACCAAGGGCCUAAGGUCUCAGGACUACAGUGUGUUAUUCCUGACACCGACAAUCAGAAGUUGAAUCAUGGAAAGACAAGAGAGGCAGGCCGACAAGGACAGGAAAAUACAGAUAAGAGUCACAUUCCUCUCCCAUCUAGAUCAGCAGAAUUAAGUAUUCAUGAGACCAAAACACAAGAUCACGAUGUUCUCAUGACAGACCUUGGCCAAGUUGUCCUAAGAUCCAAGGUGGGUAGGCAUGCUAACGUGAACACUAUCGAGGAUGGGGAGUCAACUCCAAGUUCUCCCAGUGAGGAGCACACAGCCACUGAUAACAUCGCCUUCAUGAUCACCAAAAACGCUGUGCAGGUUCUGUCCAGUGGGGAGGUCCAUGACAUUGUGAGCCAAAAGGGACAAGAUGUACAGACAGUCAAUAUUGACGCGAGAAAAGAGACAACCUCUCAGCAAGAAGGGACGGAAGCUGAAGAGCCAGUCGUGUGUCUAGACAAGAAGCCAGUUAUCAUCAUUUUUGAUGAACCCAUGGACAUCCGAUCUGCGUAUAAGAGACUUUCAACCAUCUUUGAGGAAUGUGAUGAGGAACUGGAGAGGAUGAUGACAGAGGAAAAGAUCGAGGAGGAGGAAGAGGAGGAAGAUGGAGACGCUGGAGUCCAGCCUUCUUCCCAAACGUCUCAUAAGCAGGUUGACUCGGGAAGUGGUGGGAGGGGACAAACGGCAGAGACACAAUCACGACCCCACUCCCUUACAGCAGAGAGUCAAACCCCAGGAGAGCAGGAAGUUCAUAAAGCCGAGCAGAGGAAGUUUAGCUCCGAAGAUUCUCCAGACUCGGGAAACAAGUGUGACAUGGCCGAUGACCAGUUUGAAAGCCCCAAGAAAAAGUUCAAGUUCAAAUUCCCUAAAAAGCAGCUUGCUGCUCUUACUCAGGCAAUCCGCACAGGCACGAAAACGGGAAAGAAAACCCUGCAGGUGGUGGUCUACGAGGAAGAGGAAGAGGAUGGCACUUUGAAACAGCACAAAGAGGCCAAGCGGUUUGAAAUCACCAGGUCACAGCCUGAAGAUGCCCUGAAAACCAUGGCUAGGAGACAAGAACAGCCUAGUCUCGAAGGCACAUCUCCGACUUCAAGGACGGAUGAAAUUAGGAAAAAUACUUACAAAACGCUGGACAGCCUGGAGCAGACCAUAAGGCAACUUGAAAAUACAAUCAGUGAAAUGAGCCCCAGGGCCCUAGUUGAUACCCCGUGUUCUUCCAACAGAGAUUGUGGUGCAGGCUCGCCCCACAUAUCCCAAGAGGUCUCUCCCCGGUCCUUGCUAGUUCUGGAUGAAGUGCCCCCUGCCCCAGAGCCCCCCACGUCCAUAUCUUCAGCUUCACGUAAGGGCUCCAGCACCACCCCACAGACAAGUCGGAUGCCAGUCCCCAUGAGUUCUAAGAACAGACCUGGAAGCCUGGAUAAGCCCAGCAAACAAUCCAAACUGCAGGAUCCCCGCCAAUACCGUCAGGCUAAUGGAAGUGCUAAGAAAGCUGGUGGGGAUUGUAAGCCUCCUUCCCCCUCCUUUCCUGCUUCUAAGAUUCCAGCCCUUUCUCCCAGCUCGGGGAAAAGCACUUCUCUACCCUCAGCUAGUGGGGACAGCGCUAACCCCCCCAGUGCACCUGCUACUAAACCAUCGAUCGCUUCUACCCCUCUCAGCCCCCAAGCAGGACGGUCCACUCACUCCGCCUCCCUCAUCCCUUCUGUCUCUAAUGGCUCCUUAAAGUUUCAGAGCCCGCCUCAUGCAGGUAAAGGCCAUCACCUUUCGUUUGCACUGCAGACUCAAAAUGGCCGAGCUGCCCCUGCUUCCUCCUCCUCCUCUUCCCCUCCCUCCCCUGCCUCCCCCACCUCCCUGAAUCAAGGUGCCAGGGGCGUCAGGACCAUCCACACUCCUAGCCUCACCAGCUACAAAGCACAGAACGGAGGUUCAAGCAAAGCCACCCCAUCCACAGCAAAGGAAACUUCUUAAAGGCCAGAUCCUAUUAGGCACAAGAUGGAAUUGCAUUCUUGUUUUUAAUUUUUAGCAGUCUGGAACAACUGUUUUCACAAGAGAAUGUACCGUAUUGUUGUGCUGUUCAAGGCUUCAUGCAAAGUAUGUGCUAAAUACUGAGUUCAUAGAUUGCAGUAAAGCUUGUUUUUUCUACUCUGCCGCUAUUGUACUUACAUAGUGUUUACUGUCUAGACUCAAUACCUAUUAAAUGAAGAAAGCAUGUGCUAUUAAAAAAAAGAGAGAGAGAGUCUGGUGAGAGUGAAGAGAUGUGUGAGACAAGCUGUACUACGCAUGUAAAACAUGUAUGAUUCCAGAAUUUUAGUAUGUUUUGUAUAAAAAUAUUUUUCAUUACGGAGACUAGAGGUGAACAGAGAGAUACACAAGUGUGACUAUAUAAAUUGUAAAGCAUAUAUUAUGAUAUUUUCUUUUAUUUUAGUGUUAUUUAGCUUUAUUACAGAUUUCUAUUUUUGUCGAAACUUCAUGGUUCCUUUCAAGAUCUUUUUUGCCAAAACAUUUUUGAUACUACAGCAUUGUACAUUUGAAAGUAGCAUGCCAGACCCUAAGCCAGUGAGCUCCCACACAGCCCGUAGGAAGAAAGUCAGCAAACUCUUGCACUGCUCCAAAGUAUGUAUGAUAAUUUGCUAGCCCAAGCAAGUCUGUUUUCAUUUUCUUUGCUUUCUUUUUAUUUUCUUCUUCCUUUUUUCUUUAAAGAAAGAAAGAAAGAAUUAGUGUUCUGUAGCGAUUUUUGUUGCGGUGUCUCACCCCUUUUUACGUUUUCCUAGACCUGGUAACACACACACUGUUGCAUUGUGGAUUUUAAAACAUACACUUCUGUACGGUUCUGUACACUGAGGAACUUUUGUAAAUAUAUAAAUAUAAAUAGACAUCAAAAUACUGUGUGUGAUAGCACAUAGAGUAGUUUCCCCACACCAAAGUUCAUUUUUAUGCAUGCUUUAACAGUCUCUCUGUCGGGAUGGGCAGAAAUGGGACCACCCAGGCCUUUUUAAAAAGCUCCACGUGUGCACAGCUCGAGUGGUUUUGUAAAUAACUGUAUUUGUAUAACACAGCCAUGUAACAUACAGAACUGUAAGCAGAGACCUUGCAAACUAAAUAAAGGGCUGCAUGCUUAUUAUUU
Molecule: messenger RNA, 8876 nt
Organism: Peromyscus leucopus (white-footed mouse)
Lineage: Eukaryota; Metazoa; Chordata; Mammalia; Rodentia; Cricetidae
Product: KIAA1217 ortholog
Exons: 20
Coding region: 2126-7720 (1864 amino acids)
Cellular component (GO): cytoplasm
Source: RefSeq, a predicted model, not a curated record